Molecule: messenger RNA, 306 nt
Organism: Spodoptera littoralis (African cotton leafworm)
Lineage: Eukaryota; Metazoa; Arthropoda; Insecta; Lepidoptera; Noctuidae
Source: the annotation of a GenBank genome assembly
AUGGAGCACCGGAGUGUCCGGCUGCGAGCCCCGGGCGAGCUGAGGUCGGCUCCUCCUCACCUCGGGGGAAAGAGACGGGCUGCGUGCUGGAAAAUAAUUUAUCCUUGUCGCACAGUAGCAGAGUGUCAGGCGAUGGGUGGAAUCGUGGGAUGGGAAGAUACAAGUGAGGCGCUAUGGGUAGUGACAGCUCGCGGUGUGUUUGAGAAGAGUUGUCGCGUGCCUCGCAUAUCGUGCGGACCCGAGUGGGAACAUGUCAUCAUGGGAUCUGAAGGGUGCUUCGGAGUCGUAACUGAGAAUGCUCUAUGA